AUGGCCACACCCAAAUACACAUUCGAUGCCUCCCUCGCAGGCUUCAACAUCUCCAAGGCCGCCUUUCUCGCCGCCAACCCACGCAUUGCGCGCCUCAUGGCCGCCGCCAUGGUCUUCCGCCCCAACCCCUCCUCCCCAUCAUCCUCCCCGCCGCAGGCGCUCCUCAUCUGCCGCGCCGCCACCGACUCGUACCCGCUGACGUGGGAGAUUCCCGGCGGUAGCGUCGACGCCUCGGACGGCACCAUCCUCGACGGCGUGGCGCGCGAGCUCUGGGAGGAGAGCGGCCUCGUCGCCGCGCACAUGGCCGCGCCGAUCCUCAUGUCCCCCGAGGGCACGCUCACCGAGGCCAUGCGCGCGCGGCUCGGCAUCCAGCCCGCCGACGAGGUCCUGGGCCUCGGCGAUGACGGCCUCACGGUCACGUUUGUCGAGACGGGCAACACGUGGGCCAAGCUCACGGCGCUGGUCACGGUCCGGAGCACCGACGAGGUGGUGCUGAGGCCGGAGGAGCACGGCGAGGCGGCGUGGGUGACGGAGGAGGAUGUGGUGAGGGGCGAGCUGCCGGGCGGGGAGGGGAAGAAGAUUAGAUUCCUGAGUGAUGGCGUGAGGAGGACCAUUUUGGACGGGUUUCGCGUGUAUGCGCAAAGUGCCGCAAACUAG
Molecule: messenger RNA, 657 nt
Organism: Akanthomyces muscarius
Lineage: Eukaryota; Fungi; Ascomycota; Sordariomycetes; Hypocreales; Cordycipitaceae
Exons: 1
Coding region: 1-657 (218 amino acids)
Source: RefSeq, a predicted model, not a curated record